AUUGUUUUUACUUGUGUCUGUAUGGUGAUUGGGAGAGACUCGGCGGUGAAGUAUCACUGUCUGUUUGUUUCUUUUUUAUGCCACUUGAAAAAAAAAAAAACCCCUCUCUCAGAUUCCAAAGGAACCUUGCAAAUGCUAUUUUUACACUCGCUUUGACCUCAAAGCUGCGAAAAGUCUCGGCUUUACUCAACGGGACGAUCCAAAGCGUUGACGCUUGUUGCUGGUGAGCAGAGCAAGGCUGUCAUUUUCGCCGCCGUUAGUGAUGCUUUGUUCUAAAGAUUGAAGACCCUUUUUGCCCUGUACGGUAAUCUGGUUUCCCAUUUCAUUUGAGUUAGACUUUUAAGUGUUUUGCUUCCGAAUCUCGUUGUCUCAGGGUCGUCAUUGAUGGUGUUAAUGUUACUGUGGUUUGAUUUGAAAAGGUAUUGAAGGGUCCUUAAUACUCCGAUUUGUAUUAAUUUUGUUACGUUUGUUGUGAAUCAGAGCCUGUCUAGAUUCCCAGCACAUUGUUAAGAUAAGAGAGAAAAAGUUUCGUUUUUUUAAGAAUGAGUUGGAUUGAGUUUUUGUAGUAUUCUUGAGAACGUAUGCAAUGGGACAACUUAUGUAUUACCAGCACUGAUGUAUUAUUGAGAACGUAGACAAUGGGACAACUUAUGUAUUACCAGCACUGAUGUAUUAUUGAGAACGUAUACAAUGGGACAACUUAUGUAUUUGAGAACUUUAGUUUAUAAAUCAAGUCAAGAGCGAUGAGAAUGUGAUAGAUUUGAAUGUUUUUCAGUGCAAUGAUAAUGUUAAGAUGCUACUAGGAGCUAUUGAGUUAGUGAGAAACUAGGAUUGGAUUGGUUUUUUUUGCUUUGAUGGCUUCUAUUAGAAGAACCUUGUCUCCGGUUCCUACAGCCGGAACUUUAUUGAAUGGGGAUGCUUGUUCGGUUGCUUCACCUUUAUCAAAGACCUCAUCAAGUACUCAGAAUCACCCUCCAGCUUCCAGUGGACUGUUAUCUUCUCUUUUCAGUUCACUGGAUCCUCAAACUUCGAUUCUUGGUGUGUCCUCACCAAGACCUUCCAGAUUCCUUGACAGAUCAAAACCAAAGGGGCAAAUAUGGAGGAGAGCUGUUUCUCAUUUCUUGAUUUGUUUUGUGGUUGGGGUUUUUGCUGGGCUCACCUCAUUUGUUUCCAUGAAUUUGUCAACAAAUCUUAUAUCAGAGCAACAUGCGUUCACCUUUGAUAUGGUUUCUGCUGUUGGGACAUUUCAAACAUACAAUGGUACAAGCAAUGAAGGAGUGCUGAUAAAAAGUGAUGGUAAUGAGAGAGAUGCAAGGAUAGAAUCAGAAGUGAAGGAACUCAAAUCAGUAGAUGUUGUAUCUAAUGAUAACUCUGCUAAUCAAGAUUCAGCUUUGGUCCAUCGAAAGCUUUUAAUAAUUGUGACCCCAACAGAUACUCAAGCAUUUCAAGCCUAUUAUCUAAACCGUUUGGCACAGACAUUGUGGAUGGUCCAACCUCCUCUGUUGUGGAUAGUUGUGGAAAUGACCUCCCAAUCUGAGGAAACAGCUGACAUCCUAAGGAGAACUGGGGUUAUGUACAGGCAUCUUGUUUGCAACAAAAAUCUAACUGAUGUGAAAGAUAGAAGAGUCUACCAAAGGAAUGUGGCACUAUCUCAUAUUGAAAAUCAUCAUCUUGAUGGCAUUGUCUACUUUGCUGAUGAGGAUAAUGUAUACUCUCCUGAUCUUUUUGAGCAGCUGAGAGAGAUCAGGCGAUUUGGAACAUGGACGGUGGCCAAAUUAACAGAAAACAGAGUCAAAGCUGUCUUGGAGGGUCCCAUUUGUAAUGGAACUCAAGUCAUUGGGUGGCAUAUAAAUGAACCAAGCAGGAGUUUUCGAAGAUUCCAUGCUGAAAUGCAAGGGUUUGCCUUCAAUAGUUCUAUUCUCUGGGAUCCAAAGCAAUGGCACCGACCUACCCUUGAACCUAUUCGGCAGAUUGAUACAACUAAGGAUGGGUUUCAAGCAAGCACAUUCAUCGAACAAAUUGUGGAAGAUGAAAGCCAAAUGGAAGGCUUGCUGGAGAACUGCUCGAGAAUCAUGGUUUGGCUUCUUCCUUCAGAGUCAUCUAACUCAUUCUAUCCUCAGAAAUGGUUCUUGAAGAAUAAUCUUGAUGUCAUUUCCCCACUUGCAUGAAGUUCCAGACAUGGAAGAAGUAAAUUUGAAUGGUGACAGAUAAAUCAGUUGAGUAGUAUGGUCAGAGACACUCCUAAUUGUGGUUACAACUUGUCCCAGAUUUAGGCUGGCCGAUGCUUGCUUAGAGUUCUCACUAACGUCAGCACUAAGGCUGGUUCAUACACCCCUUUUUUAGAUUGUCGAAGAACUGCAAAAAAAUUGCUGAGUAAUCUUUUUUUUUGGUACAUGUAUGAAUUGCUCAACUUGUCCACUGAGUUGCAGCCUAUGUUCAAAGAGGUGAAUUUAAUGUGGCUUAAGUUAGACAGGAUGGACCCAUCCACUGUUUAUGAGUUGCAUAGAUGUAAUUAUUUUGUACGCCCUGAUUUUCAUGUUAUACUUUCCGUGGGGUGAAAGCUAAAGCAGUACGCUUAGUAGUUUGUUCUCGGAUUCAUUCAA
This is a messenger RNA of Mangifera indica (mango), 2603 nucleotides long. RefSeq names its product probable beta-1,4-xylosyltransferase IRX9H. Gene Ontology annotation, cellular component: Golgi membrane. Lineage: Eukaryota; Viridiplantae; Streptophyta; Magnoliopsida; Sapindales; Anacardiaceae. The transcript has 4 exons. Gene Ontology annotation, biological process: plant-type secondary cell wall biogenesis; glucuronoxylan biosynthetic process. The record is from RefSeq and is a predicted model, not a curated record. The coding region runs from base 855 to 2168 and encodes 437 amino acids. Gene Ontology annotation, molecular function: xylosyltransferase activity; galactosylgalactosylxylosylprotein 3-beta-glucuronosyltransferase activity.